AUGGACGGCAAGAGACAGCACCACAGCUCCUUCCAGCAGCUGGAGAAGCUCGGCGAGGGUACCUAUGCGACAGUGAGUCAUGCGGCCUUGAUAUCUGUUUUCAAAGGCCGCAAUCGCCAGACGGGCGAAUUCGUCGCUCUCAAGGAAAUCCAUCUCGACUCGGAAGAGGGCACCCCUAGCACGGCUAUUAGAGAGAUCUCCCUGAUGAAGGAGCUGAAGCACGAGAAUAUUGUCGCACUGCACGAUGUGAUCCACACGGAAAACAAGCUGAUGCUUGUCUUUGAGUACAUGGACGGCGAUCUCAAAAAAUACAUGGACAACAACGGCGAGCGUGGGAUGCUCAAGCCACAUAUUGUCAAGUCUUUCAUGUGGCAAUUGCUGCAGGGCAUUCACUUCUGUCACGAGAACCGAGUCCUGCACCGCGAUCUCAAGCCACAGAAUCUUUUGAUCAACAACAAGCUGCAGCUCAAGCUCGGUGAUUUCGGCCUGGCUCGUGCCUUUGGCAUUCCGGUUAACACCUUCAGUAACGAGGUUGUCACGCUCUGGUACCGCGCCCCGGAUGUUUUGUUGGGAAGCAGGACAUACAACACCAGCAUUGACAUCUGGUCAGCUGGUUGCAUCAUGGCCGAGAUGUUUUCUGGACGACCGCUGUUCCCUGGCACCACUAACGAGGAUCAGACGAUCAGGAUCUUCAGGAUCAUGGGCACGCCAACGGAGAGGACGUGGCCGGGGCUGUCACAGUUCCCCGAGUAUAAGGCGAAUUGGCAGAUGUAUGCGACGCAACCGUUGCGGAACAUCUUGCCUCAGAUUGACGAGAAGGGCAUCGAUCUUCUUCAGCGGAUGCUGCAGUUGCGCCCAGAACUGCGCAUCUCGGCGGCCGAGGCGUUGAAUCAUGAGUGGUUCGCCGAGUUUCACCAGCCUGCGCACCCGCAACAACACCACCCUCAACAGCCGAUGAUGCAUCCUCAUCGGGGCUACCAGCAGCACACUGUGCCGAGCCAGAAUGUCUAUGGAAAUUACCAAGGUUAG
Messenger RNA from Podospora anserina S mat+, 1029 nucleotides. RefSeq lists its product as uncharacterized. The record is from RefSeq and is a predicted model, not a curated record. Lineage: Eukaryota; Fungi; Ascomycota; Sordariomycetes; Sordariales; Podosporaceae. The coding region runs from base 1 to 1029 and encodes 342 amino acids. Gene Ontology annotation, molecular function: cyclin-dependent protein serine/threonine kinase activity; ATP binding. Gene Ontology annotation, biological process: protein phosphorylation. The transcript is spliced from 2 exons. Gene Ontology annotation, cellular component: nucleus; cytoplasm.